AUUUGAAAAGGAUAAUAAAUGGGAUAGCUUAGCUUAGCAGUUAGAUAGAACUUAGCAGUGAGAGAGCACUCUUGUGUUGUGUUUGAUAGAGGUUGGGGGAGCAAAUGAAAAUGUCUACAUUGAGCUCCCAAUUCCACCUCCCAACCAAAUAUCUUGCAACUUCGACUUCAAAUCCUUCAUUUCUCAUCCCCACUACUUCACAACAAAAACACCCUGCAUAUCCAACAAUAUUAUCAUCUCUACCUUCUGAAGCUACAAGUAUCCUUCCGCCAACACUAGCAUAUGCUAGAAAAUCCAAGUCCUUAGUUAUACAACAUGAACAAGCCAGUGGGAACUCCUCGUCGUCGAGGUCAAGGAAUUUGAUAAUGGGAGUUGUUUCUGUUGGAGUUGUGGUGUUUCUGAUGGGGAUGGACGCGCAAAAAGCUAUGGCUUUGGGUCCUGAAGGGCCGCUGAUGGAAGAGUUUUGGGACAAUGUUAGGAGAUAUGGACUUUAUGCUCUAACAGUGAGCACAGGUGCUCUGUACGCUACCUUCCAGCCUAUAUACGAGUUGUUGAAGAACCCCAUCUCUGCAAUUCUGGUGUUGGUAAUAUUAGCCGGCGGUAUCUUCAUCCUAUCCCAAGUGGUUACAGCCAUGGUUGGUGUCUCUGAUUUUACUUAUGAUUAUGGAUAUUGAACUGAUAUAUUUGAAUGUGGAUUCAUUCCCUAUAUCUAUUAUGUAAGUAAAGAGACUUUUUGAUGCAUGUCGACUAGGAAGUUCAUUUCCUAUUACAGUUUCUCUAGACACAACGCAACGCAAAUUUGGAGUAGUCCAAAGUUAAUUUUUGCUUUGAAA
Molecule: messenger RNA, 833 nt
Organism: Prunus avium (sweet cherry)
Lineage: Eukaryota; Viridiplantae; Streptophyta; Magnoliopsida; Rosales; Rosaceae
Source: RefSeq, a predicted model, not a curated record